AUGUCCUCGAUAGGCCCUCAACUCCCGCCUCACCUAUCCAAGCGCAAGCGUACACCUACACCAGAGGCCGAACCUCGGUCCAAGAAUUCGCGGACCCACGGGCCCUCUCUCCCCGCUGGUCCCUGCUCCCUAGAUUCAGACCCAGACCCAGACUCGGACUCGGAUGACGGCUACGGCCCGGCGGCGGCGACGGCGGCAGCACCGUCCAGACCGAGCCGUAACCGGGAUGAGAUCGGCCUGGACGGCGACGACUCUGACGGCUCUGCAGGACCAGCACCGGCUGCGCCUGCUGCUUCUGCCUCCGCUGCACCCGCCGCAGACCGAGACCCGGACCCGGACCCAGACCGCGACUCCGGCUCAGAUUCCGACUCGGACUUCGGUCCAUCCCUGCCGUCCUCGAAGCCCCAGAUCGGCCCGUCCCUGCCCCCGCCACCGACGUCGGGAGAGGGCGACGCCCCCCGCCGCGACGAGUGGAUGCUCGCCCCUCCCACGUCGGGGCCCUUCUCCGAGCGCGACCCGACCAAGAUCCGCGCGCGCAAGUUCGCCACCACGAAGCCCGGCCGUCCCAACCCGGGCGACAUGGGGAAGGGGCAGCAGCCGAGCUCGAUGUGGACCGAGACGGCGGAGGAGAAGCUGCGGCGGCUGCAGGAUUCCGUCCUGGGACGCACGCCGGCGGCGCAACCCGGUUCCGGUCCUGGACCGGGGACGGCGCCCGACAGGGAGCAGGAGGAGCGGAACCGUCGCAUCUCGGCCAACGUCGAGGCCUCGAGGGGCAGGAGCCUCUACGAGGAGCACAGCCACAAGAGGAGGGACGGGAGGAAGGCCGGCGCCGUCAGGGAGAAAGAGGACGACGAUCCUAGCAAGAGGGGCUUCGAUAGGGAGAAGGACAUGGCGUUGGGCGGCACGCUAGGCGCCGCCAAGCGGAAGGAGUUGCUGGAUAAGUCGGCCGGGUUCGGCGGGAGGUUUUCCAAGGGGUCAUUCCUGUAG
Geosmithia morbida is the source of this 987-nucleotide messenger RNA. RefSeq names its product Protein of unknown function (DUF3752). The record is from RefSeq and is a predicted model, not a curated record. The coding region runs from base 1 to 987 and encodes 328 amino acids. NCBI's taxonomy places the organism in Eukaryota, Fungi, Ascomycota, Sordariomycetes, Hypocreales, Bionectriaceae. The transcript has a single exon.